Molecule: messenger RNA, 9430 nt
Organism: Oncorhynchus masou masou (cherry salmon)
Lineage: Eukaryota; Metazoa; Chordata; Actinopteri; Salmoniformes; Salmonidae
Product: zinc finger protein 774-like
Exons: 8
Coding region: 338-2344 (668 amino acids)
Biological process (GO): regulation of transcription by RNA polymerase II; regulation of telomere maintenance via telomere lengthening; telomere capping
Cellular component (GO): shelterin complex; PcG protein complex; transcription regulator complex
Molecular function (GO): RNA polymerase II cis-regulatory region sequence-specific DNA binding; DNA-binding transcription factor activity, RNA polymerase II-specific; telomeric repeat DNA binding
Source: RefSeq, a predicted model, not a curated record
UAUUCUGAAGGAUUGUUUUUAAACAUCACUCGGAAGUACAGUACUUCGUCGAUGUCAAUGAUUUGUUUGUUGUCAGUAAAAUCACCAAUAGAUGAGUAGAAUAUCUUUGGUAAAUGUAAUUGCAUGUGCAAAUGUUGGCUAUCUAUAGAAAACGGGUUUAGUUUGCUAGCUAACUAGUAUAGUAUUAGCUAGCUUGCAUGCAGAUAUCAACCUUUUAGCCACGUUGUAAGCGCUUAGUGUAUAUUCUAGGCUUGGUCACUAUCUAACCUUAGCAUCAAACUCUUUAGCUAGCUAAUAGUAGCUUGUUCCAGUGGCUAUUUUUCUUUGCAAACUAUCUAUGGAUAACAUUAUUGAUCCAGCAUCAGAACAAGAUCUCCCUUCUUUCUCCUUGCGUCUCCUGGUUCCACCUCUACGCCUGAUGUCUGCUUUCAUGUGGCAAGUGGCUCAACAACGUAAUGUGAUGCAAUAUGGGAAGCUGGAGGAGUUUGUGACUUUUGUGACAGAGAUGGUUCCAGAGCUGCUGAGCUCCAGGCAGAGGACCCAACUCAUUCUAGGACUGAGAGCAAGGAUGGUUUUAGAGUUGUGUUGCAGUGCGAGCAGAGCUGACCUCCUGACCAUCCAGGCCCACCUGGACAUAAUCCACACUUUGACAGAAAAAUCCUUACACAAAGAAAGUCAUGGUGAUGAAUUGGAGGCUUCAGAUUCUAACUUUGUGGAGCUAGUCCAAACCCUGCUGGGAGACCCUUCUGAGAGGGAGCAUUUCUUCCAGGAGGUGUUUCCAGUCCACUAUGGCCCUCGGUAUGACACAGCGCUGCAGACACUGGUGUGGGAGUUCCUCUCCAGACUGGAGGAGCUGCUGCCUGUACCAGACCUCACGCAGACAACAGCGUGGCUCAGUGCUGCCCCCUCUGUCCUGGAGGAAUGUGGACAGACUGUCUUUGAUCCUGAACAACUGAAGACAGUGCUGCAGCACCAUCAGCGUCAUGGAAACCUGAACAAGAGUCCUGUCUCUAAAUACACUGCAGAUACCAUCCUGUCCACACUGUCCCUCCCUCCAAAAGUGAGAGUUGUUAUUAACUAUGAGCCAGACAACUCUGACAAUGGGAGGCAAUACUCAGAUGAAUGCAUAGAUAAUGGGGUCUGUGAAAAUGAAGACCACAAUGAAAUCCUGGAUGAAAGCACUGAUAGAUGUUUGGAGGAUCUAGGACUGUCAACAUCAGAGCAACAGGAGGGUCUGCCACCUGCAGAGACCUCAGUGUUGGUUACUCCAGUACCCUGUGAUGAAUUGAACUUGGAUCAUUCUCUCAACGUAAUGGUGAAUGCUGACGAGCCAUCCCAGGUUCUUAACUGCACUCUACCUCCAUUCUCUUACAGUGAAGUGGCUAACCUCUGCAAGGACAUCAAGACCGACCAAGUAGAAAAGGACAGCAAGCAGGUUGACAAGAAAAAAAAGGUGGUUAGAAAGGGGGACAAAAAGAAUGAGAUCAAACAGGUUGACAAGAAAACAAAGGUGGUCAGAAAGGGGGACAAAAAGAAUGAGAUCAAACAGGUUGACAAGAAAACAAAGGUGGUCAGAAAGGGGGACAAAAAGAAUGACAAGAAACAAGAGGGAUUCCCUGCACCCCAAAACAGGACUCAUACAUGUGAGUGUGGGAAGGUUUUCAAAAAACCAUCACUGCUGACGCUACAUAUGGGAGUUCACACGAUGCCAUAUCAUUGUGACCAGUGUCCCAAACAAUAUGCUACUCCUGGGGCUUUGAAAAAACACCAGUUACUUCACACAGAAGAAAGACCAUUUGCAUGUGAACACUGUGACCGGAGGUACAGGAGUGCUUAUGAUCUCAAAGUGCACGUACGCAUUCACUCUGGGGAGCGCCGUCACAUGUGUACCAUCUGUGGUAAGAGGUUUACCCAGCAGUGUGCAUUAGUGAGACACAUGCGAAUGCAUGCUGGGGAGAAGAAUUAUUUAUGUAGCAUAUGUGGUAAGGCAUUCCUUACCUCAGGAGAACUGCGUCUGCAUACACGAACGCACACAGGAGAAAACCCCCACACCUGUAAACAUUGUGGAAAGGGUUUCAAAGCAUCUUGCCAUCUUAUGGUUCAUCUGCGAUCUCAUACAGGCGAGCGUCCUUACACCUGCACCCAAUGCCCCAAGUCUUUCACUACUUCAGACGCUCUUCGAAAGCACGUAUAUACUCACACUGGGGAGAAACCUCACCAGUGCUCAGAGUGUGGGAAAACAUUUUCUCAAAGGGGUAAUAUGGUAAAUCAUAUGAGAAGAGUUCAUAAACCGGUUAAGAUUCUCCAAAAGCAGUCCAACAGAAAGACAGACAAAGUCUCAUAAAAAGAUUGAAGAGAUCGAAAGAAACCAUGUAGGAGUUAAUUCCAAUGUAAAUACUAGUACUAUACACAUGAUUUUACAGGUCCUCUUUUGUAUAUCAGAUUAUCAUACCAAAACAUGUUUUUCAAUCCAUUUCUUCAGAUUUGUCAUGUCUACACAUGACAUUCGAGACUACAAAUAAUGAUAAUGAUUUUAGAAGCGGGAUUAUGAUUGACCCAAUUUAAACGGUUUAAAAACUUCUUAGGGCUGAGAUCCUGUUAAUGGGAUCGAAUUGACAACAGCCAGUGAAAGUGCAGGGCGCCAAAUUCAAACAGAAAUCUCAUAGUUAAAAUUUCUCAAACAUACAAGUAUCUUAUACCAUUUUAAAGGUAAUCUUCUUGUUAAUCCCACCACAGUGUCCAAUUUCAAAUAGGCUUUACAGCGAAAGCACCACAAACGAUUGUUCGGUCAGAAUCAAGUCACAGAAAAACAGCAGUUUUUCCAGCCAAAGAGUGGAGUCACAAAAAUCAGAAAGAGAGAAUUAAUCACUAAUCUUUGAUCUUCAUCAGAUGACACUCAUAGGACUUCAUGUUACACAAUACAUGUAUGUUUUGUUUGAUAAAGUUCAUAUUUAUAUAAAAAAAUCUCAGUAUACAUUGGCGCGUUAUAUUCAGUAGUUCCAAAAACAUCCAAUGAUUUUUGCAGAGAGCCACAUCAAUUUACAGAAAUACUCAUUAUAAAUGUUGAUGAAAAUACAAGUGUUAUACAUGGAACUUUAGAUAAACUUCUCCUUAAUGCAACCGCUGUGUCAGAUUUUAAAAAAGCUUUACGGAAAAAGCAAACCAUGCAAUAAUCUGAGUACGGCACUCAGAGACCCAACAUGCCAAAAAGACAUCCGCCAUAUUGUGCAGUCAACAGAAGUUAGAAAUAACAUUAUAAAUAUUCACUUACCUUUGAUGAUCUUCAUCAGAAUGCACUCCCAGGAAUCCCAGUUCCACAAUAAAUGUUUGUUUUGUUCGAUAAUGUCCAUCUAUGUUAAAAUAGCUACUUUUGUUAGCAUGUUUUGUAAACAAAUCCAAAGUCACAAAGCGCAUUCACUAGGGGCAGACAAAAUGUCAAAAGGUUCUGUUACAGUCCGUAGAAGCAUGUCAAAUGAUGUAUAGAAUCAAUCUUUAGGAUGUUUUUAACAUAAAUCUUCAAUAAUGUUCCAACCGGAGAAUCCUUUGUCUGUAGAAAAGCAAUGGAACGGGAGCUACCUCUCACAUGAACAAGCGUCACGAGUUUGUGGCACUCUGCCAGACCACUGACUCAAAGAGCCCUUAUGAACCCCUCAUUUACAGUAGAACCCUCAAAAGUUUCUAAAGACGGUUGACAUCUAGUGGACGCCUUAGGAAGUGCAACAGGACCAAUAUCCCACUAUCUUCAAUUGGGAAUGAGUUGAAAAUCAACCAACCUCACAUUUCCCACUUACUGGUUGGGUUUUUCUCAGUUUUUUGCCUGCCAUUUGAGUUCUGUUAUACUCACAGACAUCAUUCAAACAGUUUUAGAAACUGCAGAGUGUUUUCUAUCCAAAUACUAAUAAUAUGCAUAUAUUAGCAACUGGGACUGAGUAGCAGGCACUUUACUCUGGACACCUUAUUCAUCCAAGCUACUAAAUACUGCCCCCAGCCAUAAGAAGUUAAACCUCCAGAUUCCUUUACACUUGUAAAAUAUGGAGAAACAAUGCAUCCCCAACUUCUCCAGAGGUUUUCAGGAAGAUUUGAUCGCAUCCGGUUCAUGAUGUCUUUUUAAUUGCCUACACUUCUAAAAAUGUGGGCACAAUCAGAAUGUUGAAGAUCAGAACGUAUGUUAGAGCAAGGUAUAAACGGGCUUGAUUCAAUCUGUAUUGCAGAAUGAUCACAGAAGAUUUCCAUUAUAGCUCGAUUAAAAUUUAAAGGCCAAGUUACUGUGUUUGCGGAGACUGCUUUCACGGAAAAUGCUGCAUAUGUCGACUCAAUCGGAAAUAACCUUUAAAUCUGAGCACAGAUCUUCUCUGAUACAGAUUGAAUCCAGCCAGUCUAUACAUUUCUCUCCCAGAUUUGCAAAACCAGUGGUGCAAAGUUUGAGGUCCAGGGUUCAAAUCCAUCUUUUCUUGUUUGUUGGGUUAUUGAGAUAUACAAUAUGACUCAACAAAUCUACCAAUCCAAGUGGUGCAUUAGGAUUGUUCCAAGACACAAAAUCAUGUUUGGACAGACAAAAUUGUAGCUUCUAAUCCUCUGUUCCUUAUUUCUUUACAUUAGGUAAUAUCAUUCAUUGAAUGAGUUAGCUGUGCCAUAAUAUUAGUGCUGCAGGACAACAAAACAAUUUCUUGCAGUCAAAGUUCAAAUAUUGUCUUUUUAUUUGAGUUGAAAUCCACUACAACAGAAAACAACACAAGGACAAACUUUCAACACUGGUUUAAAUGUAUUAAGCAUUUCAUAUUACAAUGAUGUCAUAGAUGUGGCAAAGUCAUUUCUCUCAGAUGUUUGUGGGGAAAAGUAGAACAUGACAUUCUCAUACAUGACAGCUCCGUCUGACAUGUUGGCAAAGUUUCCUCCCAAUCAUUUACACUUUGGGCUGGUUUCCCGGACUCAUCGUUAGCCUAGUCCUAGACUAAAAACUUUGUUCACGGGAGAUUCUCCAUUGAACGUUCUUCUCAAUCCAAAACUAGGUUUAAGGCUGGAUUUAAUCCGUAUCGCUGAAGAGCUGCGCCACAGAGUUUCUAAACCCAGAGACUUCCAGGGAAUGCUUGUGAAACAGACCAAGCAAACCAGGCUGGGGUUUGAGAAGUCAAUGAGAGAAGUGAAAAAUUAUUAAUUAGUUGUUCUCAAUUUAAAGGCACAACAUAGCUUCGAGACAAUAUCUUAAGUAGUUGAACAUGUUAUUACUCCAAAAUCGUAAACUAACACGUUUACAUUUUUGUGCCUUUAGAUUUGAGGCCUGCACAUGUGCAGUACGGUGUGAGACGACCGUUAGACCUGAUGACGUGUUUCUGCACAGAGCAUAGCUAGCCAAUGUCACCAUGACAUCGCCAACAAGUAUGGUCAGGGAUUUCUUUUGGAGAAGCAGUUUGCACCUACGUUACUGUCUUUGGCUGCUCAAUCGAGAUGUAAAGGCAAUGUUCCCGCGUUUGUGGAGACCACAUUCAUGGUAAACGCUGCAUAUGUCGGCCCAAUCAGAAAUGAUAAACAUUUAAACCGCACUAGAGCACUACAGAUUGAAUCCAGCCCUUAAUCUGCGUCUGAAAAACCGUUGAUUUCAGACAUGUUUACAAAGAUGGGCCCUUAAAAGACUUCUAAGAAAACCAUAUUCCGUUGGUGCAACAUUUAAGAACUGUCCUAAUAGAUGCGUAGAUUAGAUUUAUUUUUACCCCAAGAGAUUUCAGUGCAGAGUCAUUCUAGCGAACAAUGACACCCACCAUUGCAGAUUGUUCAGAAAUAGUUUUUUUAGAAACAGUUAAGAUCGGCAUUCCUGAAACAUUACUUUGUUGAAAUGUAAUUUUAUCUCUGAAAAAUUAAGCUAAUUGAUUGCACCCAAAUUGGCCAUUUAAAUGUAUAGGAUUCCAAUAAAAUUCAAUACACAAAGUACCCAACAUCCAAUUUGGACCAAAAAUAUUAAUUGGUAGGAAGAAGUUUGGUCCAGACGUUGGGUUCUUUGCUUAUUGAAUAUUAUCUGAAUCUUAUGAAUUAAAAUGGACAAUUGGAGUAAUUCUUAAUUUCUCAGAUUAAAUUCUAUUUCAACAAAAUAAUGUUUAAGGAAUGCUAAUCGUAUCAGUUACUCACUACUGAAAUUAUUUCAGAAAAAUCUGGAGAUUGGUGUCAAUCCUCUUGCGCUUUUUGAGGUGGAACGACCCUGCAUCUUUGGGCAUUUAGUGGUAAAUUGUGUCUAAUAAACACCAAAAGAUGUGGCACUUUUUAGGGUUUAAAAACCCUAUUUGUUUACGGUUUGCAUUUCGAUGUCCUCUGACCUAUUCUGACAUAUGUGUGAAUGCACUAGUCUGGGACCAAGACAUGCCACUGUAGAAGACAGAGCCAUGCAGUCAGUAACAUACACUGUGAUAAACAUUAUACUUCCAUACUUAUAACUCCACUAUCAUCGUAAGCCUCUAGUCAUUUCAACAAUACAAAAACAUCAAUGAAACCAAGCCAUCAGUGCAUGCACCAAGCUGUCCACAGAGUAGCAGGAUAAAACAAAAGUUAAUUCAUAUUACUUAUAACUAUUGUCUUUGUCAGCAUUAUGCAUUCUUUUAAAUAUUGUAAAAAUAUUGCAAUACUAUGUAGUGAUUAUUUACAAUUCAGUAAGGCAUGCUAGUCUCCGCUGUGUAAGUUAAGAGCUAUUGUUCUUGUGUUAGUGGUUUACAUUUCAGCGACACAGCUCAACCCUUCUUCAUGAUCCAAACUAGGACAUCAAUAAUACUGAAUGGAACGAGCUUUAGGUCAGCCUGUUGACCUUGACGUGUGUCCACCGGCUUAGCCGUUGUUGGGGUUCCCUGGUAUCAACUAGUCCACAACAACCUCUUAUCUCACACAGUCCUCUCCACGAGGCUGAAGAGCCACAGAGUGGAGUUCCAUCUAUUGACAGAUACAGUCCAAUAACAAUUCUCACCAUUACAAAUGCAUCACUUUUAAAGUGGCGGCAGAUACAGUGGCCCCUGUAAAGGUAUUUACAGAGCAUGUUCUGUUUUAACAAAUUAAGUACAUUCAGGUUGACCACUACCAAUCACAUUGUCUAACUUGCUUUGGUUCAUGUGAGACAUCUUUUUAACUUCAUAAAAAUGAUUAGCCAUGUAAGACAAUAGACAAACCCACAAUUCUUCAAGAGGUUACAAAUGAGAAAAGAAAACCACUCAACACAAACAAGACAUUAUCUAUAAAAAAUGUAAGUGGUAAGUACAAAUUCUACAGGCCCUUCCAAAGUAAAAGUGCAACGGUAAACUUACAGCAUACUAAAAGAUUCCAACGAUGAAAGUGAGUAACCACAUAAAUUGCAUAAUGUAACAUUUUUGCAUGUAUAAUCAAUAUGAAAUGACCAACAUUAAGAUCCUAGCUAAAUGUUUUGUAAGAUGUAUUCUGCCACCCAGUGGCAGACCAGAUUCUACAGCUAUUGACAUCAGUCACACAAAAAAACAUCACAAAACUGAUCAACAAUUAGUCACUAGACUGCUGUGUUGACAAUAAAUGGUGCAUCAGAUCUCUGGAGCAUAGCUGCCAUGACUAAAACUAUCUGUUAUAACAGCCUUUACUGUUCUUAAAGUCUUUAAAACAGAAAAAUUGUUCAAAUAAGGCAGUCAGAUAUGGCUCUGCUACACACCACAGGUCUCACACAAGGUGGCCUAUCUGUGUAAAAUAUGGUUUUCUGACCCAUUAUGUUUCUGUAACAAAUGGCCAUUAGACUUUUGAGACCUCUGUCUUUGUAAAUCAUGGUUGUCUGAAGAUAUUUUAAUUUCCUCUAUAUCGCCUGAUCUCCAAGGGACUUUCUUCAGUCUCAACCCCUACAAACAUCUGGAUUUCUUCAUGGUUGUUUAGUUAAGUCAUCACAUGACUGUGAUUGUGCACCAUUCGCUUGCUAUAUGAUGGUAACAGGGUGCUAGGUGGUGUUAAUAUCAUAUUUCUCAUAUCUACUCAGGCGUGGUACUCAAUCUUCGAGAGGAGAUGGAGAAAUGCACAGAGGUGAGGUGAAAACUUAGUUUGAAAUUGGGCCUUCUAUACCUCAAAAGAUGCUAUGCUUUUCAAACAGUCAUGCAAGGACAUGGUUGAGCUCUCCACCAGUGGCAGAACAGCCAAAACGAGGCAAACACUCUAAAUCCUGUAGUCUUGACAAAACUGUUGGGGGUCUCUGUUCUUGUGGAAGAUGGAGAAAACUCAGCAGAGAGAAGUAAGGAUGGCAUUGUGGGAGGACAGAGUGAAGAUCAGAGGAGGCUAGUGGGAUGAGCUGCCGGCGCAAGUGCUCAUUGUAAUGGUUGGUACCAUUCCAGCCAUUACAUUGAGCCCGUCCUCCUAUAGCUCCUCCCACCAGCCUCCUCUGGUGGAGCUCCAAUGGAGAUGAUAAGAGAUGAAUCCUCCAGGGGAGAAGCUGACUCAACUCCAGCAGAGGGUCACUGAUAGUAGCCAGCAGAAGGUAAAGGUCAGGGGUCAGACGUAGAUGCCUUCAGGGUUGAGGCCUGAAGAUACUGGACUCUGCAGAGUCCGGAGGUCACUGGGGAGGAGGCGGGAGGAGCCCAGCCGUUUCAGCGAGCCUGAUUGGAGGUCUGGAGAGGGGAGGAGGAAGUCAUCAAAGUCUACAUUAAGUAGUAUUUUUUAUUUUAAAUUAUACUUCUUUACUUUCAGGUUGAGCAGUUAGUGUGUAGAUUGGACUGUGGCGUGACAAAACGUAACAUUACUAGCCAAAUAAAGAGUUUUACAAAAACCUGACAUGGUGUACUAACUCCCACUAGGGGGUAGUGUUGGAUAACACAAUGUUUGAAAUGUCUGAGCCAAGAUUGGGCAAAAACAUUCUGACCAGGAUGCUUUGUAAUGCUUGUGUGUACCGGUCUUAUUCUUCUGGCCAUUGGGCUGGGCUGGUAGAACGGGACCUUGGUGCCCGUCUGAUGGAUGAACUGCUGAAGGUUCACCUGUCUCAGCUCCCUGGUCAACUGCUCCAACUCCUUCUCCUUCUCCUGCAACAAACAACCACUCAACUAGUCAUUUACUUGCCCUGCAGUUUCUACUGUCAGUUCCACUUCCCUGUAUACUUGGUUUGUCCACUGAUGGGGGCCCGCCUGGCCACUCACGCCUAACAAGCAACUUUAUAGAUUCAUACGAUGUUUAAAAUAUUAUACUUUUCUCUUGUGGAAUGUUAUUCCUUUACAUUUAAGGCUAUUUGCAGGUGGAAUUGUUGCAUUGAGAAGAACCUUUAAAAUCAGACAGUUUACCGUUACAUCCAUGUUGCAGGUUGUUAAACCCACUAAUAAAGGAGCAGUUUUCCAGGGCCCAGAAAGGAAGUCUGGUGGAGUAGAUCUGCAGUUCUUUUCAGGCCUCAACAUCACCAGUUGUAUAUAAAACUCACCACCCGAUUCUUUAAAAAUACAUUUUUACCUCACGCCCACACUGGUUG